Messenger RNA from Scheffersomyces amazonensis, 2331 nucleotides. RefSeq names its product putative phosphotransferase. Gene Ontology annotation, molecular function: D-ribulokinase activity. The transcript has a single exon. Bases 1 to 2331 code for a protein of 776 amino acids. Gene Ontology annotation, cellular component: cytoplasm. Lineage: Eukaryota; Fungi; Ascomycota; Pichiomycetes; Serinales; Debaryomycetaceae. Gene Ontology annotation, biological process: carbohydrate phosphorylation; pentose metabolic process. The record is from RefSeq and is a predicted model, not a curated record.
AUGGUCACAAUUCCACAACAUACAUCGCAUACUAGUCUUGCUAACCGAAGAUCUUCUUCAUUCUUUAAUACACCUGUUGCUCCACCGCAACCAGAUGUUUAUUAUGUCGGUGUAGAUGUUGGUACAGGUUCUGCUCGUGCUUGUCUUAUAGACACUAAUGGAAUAAUCCUUGGAUUAGCAGAAAGACCCAUUACCAGACAUGAAUUGAAACCUAACCAUAUCACUCAAUCGUCAACUGAAAUUUGGAAUGCUAUUUGUUAUUGUGUCAAUACUUGUAUUCGUGAUUCAGGAGUUGACCCUCUGGAAGUAUUUGGAAUUGGGUUUGAUGCAACCUGUUCUUUGGUCGCAAUUUCUGAAUCAACUGAUGAACCUGUAGCUGUUGGUCCAGACUUUACUGACCAUAAAGAAAAUAUUAUAUUAUGGAUGGACCAUCGAGCUGUUGAUGAAACUAAUGCCAUUAAUGCUACAGGUGACAAAUCUUUGAAGUAUGUCGGUGGUCAAAUGUCCAUAGAAAUGGAAUUACCCAAAAUUAAAUGGUUAAAGCAUAAUUUACCCGGUGGUAUUUCAGAUUGUAAGUUUUAUGACUUAGGAGAUUAUUUAACCCAUAAGGCAACUGGUUCAGAAGCCAGAAGUUUCUGUUCAGCUGUAUGCAAACAAGGUUUUGUUUCACCUGGUGUUGAAGGUUCCGAGACUGGUUGGUCAGAAGAACUUUUAUUGUCCGUUGAUUUACCAGAGUUAGUGGAAGAUAAUUUCAGAAGAUUAGGAGGAAUCCCAGGUAAAAAUGGGGUUUUCUUAAGUGCUGGAGAUAUUGUUGGUAAAUUGACAGCCGAUGCAGCUGCUCAAUUAGGUUUAACAACAGAAUGUAUAGUUGGAUCUGCAGUUAUUGAUGCUUAUGCUGGUUGGAUUGGUACAGUUGCUGCCAAGGCUGAUAUUGCUGGUUUACAAAAUCAGGAUUCAGACUCAAACAUUGAAGCUGCUUGUGGUAGAUUGGCUGCUGUUGCUGGUACUUCAACAUGUCAUAUUGCUAUGACUAAGGAGCCAUGUUUCGUUAAGGGUGUUUGGGGUCCAUAUAAAGAUGUUAUGGCUCCUGGAUAUUGGUUGGCUGAAGGUGGUCAAUCUAUGACUGGAGCUUUAUUAGCCCAUGUAUUAGCCAUUCAUCCUGCCAGUCAAGAAUUAGCUCGAUUAGCUGAAGCAUCAAAUGUUUCAAAAUUCGAUUAUUUAAAUUUAACAUUAGAAAAUUUGGUUACUGAUAGAAAUGUUAGAUCGGUAGUCAGUUUAGCUAAGCAUAUGUUUUUCUAUGGUGAUUUCCAUGGAAAUAGAUCUCCUAUAGCCGAUCCAAAUAUGAAGGCUAAUAUUAUAGGACAAUCAAUGGAUUCAUCAGUUAAUGAUUUAGCUAUUCAAUAUUUUGGAGCUUGUGAAUUCAUUGCUCAACAAACUAGACAAAUUGUUGAAGAAAUGGAAAAAUCAGGCCAUGAAAUAGGUUAUAUUUAUAUGAGUGGAGGGCAAUGUCGUAAUGGAUUACUCAUGAGAUUGUUAGCUGAUUGUACUGGUAAACCAAUUAUUAUUCCUAGAUAUAUUGAUGCUGCAGUUGUAUUUGGAUCUGCGAUUUUAGGAGCUGUGGCAGCUGAGGAUUCAGUAUCUGAACAUAUUUCAACUAGAGGAAGAUCCAGAAGGUCAUCAAUUUUACAAUCACAAAGAUCAGGAACUAAUUUAAGUCUUGGAGGUCUGCAACCACCAGCUCGUGAUUCUUCAACUAGUGUUCCUCCAGCACAUUCUCCUUAUACUGCUCCUAGUGCCACUGCCAGUAGCUCUAAUGUUGUCAGUUUAGCAUAUGCCAGUUCAGGUAGUGGAUCACAUCAUCAUAUUCCUGCUAUGACUCCUAUGGAAGAAGAACAAGUUGAUUAUUUCAAUCAACCAACAGCUCCUGCUAAUUUACCAACAUCAGAUAUUAGAAAAUCAGUUAUUUCAUCCGACGAUGAUGAUUCUGGCGAUGAAUUAUCAUUUGGAUCUAAACUGAAGGUUCAACAAGAUUUACAACAAAAGUUCCAUAAAUUGGGUCUCAAACCAUUAUCAACUAUCCGUAAAGUUAGUAGUAAUAAUCCAGUUCAAAAGGUAUCACCUGAAGAUAAAUUAUGGAAAGUAAUGGAAAAGAUGACUGGACCAGGUAGAGUUAUUCCUCCUAGUGAUAAGAAUGACCCAGACAGAAGAUUAUUAGCUGCCAAAUAUGAAAUCUUCCUUGAACAAUGCUUCCAACAGCGUAGAUAUAGAGACAUUGUUGAUCAAGUUGAAGUUGAGAAUAUUAAGGCUACUGGUUCUACGACAGUCGUUUAA